AUGGCUGACAAAGCCAAGGCUGCUGAAGCCAAGAAGAAAGGAAAUGAUGAGUUCCAGGCGAAAAACUUUAAAGAGGCCAUCAAGCACUUCACGGAGGCCAUCAAGCACGACCCAUCGGAUCAUGUAUUUUUCUCCAACAGGUCAGCUUGCUAUGCCUCCCUUGAGAACUACGAUAAGGCACUGGAGGAUGGGGCAGAAUGUGUGAGGCUAAAACCGGACUGGCCAAAGGGCUACACCCGAAAGGGAUUGGCGGAGUACUUUCUGCAGAAGUACGAUGAUGCCGCUGAAACCUACAAGGCCGGCCUGAAGUUAGCUCCUGAAGAUGCCACCUUGAAAGAAGGCUUGAAAAAGGCCAUGGAUGCGAAAUACGACGUGCCCGGCGCAGGUAGUCACUACCUGGUAGACGUCAUGAAGUUUGUUCUCAGGUUUGUCCCUUUCACCUUGGUGGCAGCUCAGAACUGGCCAGCAUGCCAGGAGCAGAACACCGUGAUUCGAAACGCAGGACAGGCGCUGUUCACGAACCUCCAGGGCUAUGGUGCUACCAUUGGAUGCUUCUUAGAUGAUUGCAUGAGCUCAGACAAGUUCGUGGCCAGUGAGAUCGAGUCAUGUGCGAAGGUCUGUUUCUCUCUACCAGAGUGCAAAUACUGGGUCUGGGGUAGCGAAGAGGGUGAGCAGAAGUGUUGGUUCAGGACGGGUGACAGUGGCCGUGAAGCUGGAGAAGGGUGGGUGUCUGGCACCAAGGCGUGCGUUCCACCAGGCACCAGUGCGCUGCCGCUGGGCAACUCUGAAUGUUGGGCGGAGGGAUUUGGCUAUGAGAAUUGUUGUGAAGCCAAGUUCGGGCCCAACGGCAACGCCCAAUGCUGGGACGGUGUCUACAACUAUGACCGCUGCUGCUUCCCCAAAGAGGAACUUUAA
Messenger RNA from Cladocopium goreaui, 915 nucleotides. The record is from the annotation of a GenBank genome assembly. NCBI's taxonomy places the organism in Eukaryota, Dinophyceae, Suessiales, Symbiodiniaceae.